GCCCGGCCGAGGAAGUGGAGGAGCCGCGGUACGUGGCGGCGCCUCCCCUUUGACCCGGAGCGGAACUGCUGAAGGAGCGGCAGCGCAGGCCGGACUAGGUGAACUGGGUGGUUUAAAUGCCCUCCGGGGAUGAAUCAUCGACAUAACGAUCAGAUUUGAGGUCCUCAGCCCUUUGUGGUCUUGCUACGGGACAGUUUUCGUUGGUUGACGGGUGUGCCCUGAGGGGUUCCGCGGUGACCACUGGCCCUCGAUAGAGCCACCUUUCCUGCUUGUCGGACGUCCACAUUUCCUGUAAAAAGUUCAGGAUAUAACUUCUUUUCCGGCAGAAUUCUCUGUGUAAGAGGAAGGCUUUCACAUGAAAGUGUCUCUUGGUAACGGCGAAAUGGGCGUCUCUGCCCAUUUGCAGACUUGCAAGGCAGGAACCACACGUUUUUUUACCAGCAAUACCCACAGUUCGGUGGUAUUGCAAGGCUUUGAUCAGCUGAGAAUAGAAGGAUUGCUUUGUGAUGUGACUCUGGUACCGGGUGAUGGAGAUGAUAUCUUCCCUGUUCACAGAGCUAUGAUGGCGUCCGCGAGCGAUUAUUUCAAGGCUAUGUUCACAGGUGGAAUGAAAGAACAAGAUUUAAUGUGCAUUAAACUUCAUGGGGUGAACAAGGUUGGUCUAAAGAAAAUCAUUGAUUUUAUUUAUACUGCAAAACUUUCUCUUAAUAUGGACAAUCUUCAGGAUACACUUGAAGCUGCCAGCUUUUUACAAAUUUUACCUGUUUUGGAUUUCUGUAAAGUAUUUCUUAUAUCGGGAGUCUCUUUAGAUAACUGCGUUGAGGUUGGACGAAUUGCAAACACUUACAAUCUUAUAGAAGUGGAUAAAUAUGUUAAUAAUUUCAUCCUGAAGAACUUUCCUGCGUUACUGAGUACUGGAGAGUUUCUUAAACUCCCGUUUGAACGACUUGCCUUUGUGCUCUCUAGUAAUAGUCUUAAGCACUGUACUGAACUUGAGCUCUUCAAGGCUGCCUGUCGCUGGCUGAGGUUGGAAGACCCUCGGAUGGAUUAUGCUGCAAAAUUAAUGAAGAAUAUUCGAUUUCCACUGAUGACACCACAAGAUCUCAUCAAUUAUGUUCAGACAGUAGAUUUCAUGAGAACAGACAAUACCUGUGUAAAUUUGCUUUUGGAAGCUAGUAAUUAUCAAAUGAUGCCGUAUAUGCAGCCAGUGAUGCAGUCAGAUAGAACUGCCAUUAGAUCUGACUCUACUCACUUGGUUACAUUAGGAGGAGUUUUGAGGCAGCAACUGGUUGUGAGUAAGGAAUUACGGAUGUAUGAUGAAAGGGCGCAAGAGUGGAGAUCUUUAGCCCCAAUGGAUGCGCCUAGGUAUCAGCAUGGCAUUGCUGUCAUUGGAAACUUUCUUUAUGUCGUUGGUGGGCAAAGUAAUUAUGAUACAAAAGGAAAAACCGCUGUUGAUACAGUUUUCAGAUUUGAUCCUCGGUAUAAUAAGUGGAUGCAGGUUGCAUCAUUAAAUGAAAAGCGCACAUUCUUCCACUUAAGUGCCCUCAAAGGUCAUUUGUAUGCAGUUGGUGGGCGCAGUGCAGCUGGUGAACUGGCCACAGUAGAAUGUUACAACCCAAGAAUGAAUGAGUGGAGCUAUGUUGCAAAAAUGAGUGAACCCCACUAUGGCCAUGCUGGGACAGUAUAUGGAGGCUUAAUGUAUAUAUCAGGAGGAAUUACCCAUGACACUUUCCAAAAUGAGCUUAUGUGUUUUGACCCAGAUACUGACAAAUGGACACAGAAGGCCCCAAUGACGACUGUCAGAGGGCUGCAUUGCAUGUGUACAGUUGGAGACAAGCUCUAUGUUAUUGGUGGUAAUCACUUCAGAGGAACAAGUGAUUAUGAUGAUGUUUUAAGCUGUGAAUACUAUUCACCAACCCUUGACCAGUGGACACCAAUUGCUGCUAUGUUAAGAGGUCAAAGUGAUGUUGGAGUUGCUGUCUUUGAAAAUAAAAUCUAUGUUGUUGGUGGAUAUUCUUGGAAUAAUCGCUGUAUGGUAGAAAUUGUCCAGAAAUAUGACCCAGAAAAGGAUGAGUGGCAUAAAGUUUUUGACCUUCCAGAGUCACUUGGUGGCAUUCGAGCUUGUACUCUCACAGUUUUUCCACCUGAAGAAAAUCCUGGGUCACCUUCUAGGGAAUCUCCCCUUUCAGCACCUUCGGAUCAUUCUUAGGUCUAAGGUUUAAUACCUUUGCAGCACAUAAUGGAUGAUCUCAUACCUCCCCUUCUUAAAAUGAUUGGUAUAGUUAUUAGAUAAAAAGGUAACAUGUUACUUGUCUUGUUUGGCUUAGUUUCCUUAUCAAAUGGUUAAAGAUGCAUUCUGAAAAUGUAUUCAACAUAGCCAGCUGUUUUAACAAAUGAGAAAAAGAUACAUAGAAAAAUGUUUAAAUUAGAUGUCUUUUCAUAUGUUAUGUAAGUAAAUUGUAGGUGAGUAGUAAAUGUAUAGUUAUGUCCAUUGUGAUUCAGAGUUGAAAGUUUCAUCUUUGUAAAACAUCAAAGGGAGGCCACCUGUUCUAACCUAAAAUAAUAAUAAUUAAAAAAAGGUUGCCAAGUAUUAGCUACCUCCCUCUUUUCAUAGAGUUUUUGAUGUAUCUUGUCACCUCAUUUGAUUGUGUAGGUGCAUUCAGAAUAUGUUAAGUUUCUUGGGCAGACAGAAGAAACAAUAAAAAUACAAAAUAGAAAAAAAAAGUAUAGCCCAAAGUCAGGGUUUGGUAUCUCUCACCAGAGAAAGAAAGCUAGAAAGAAACUGUAUGCAUACA
This is a messenger RNA of Tupaia belangeri chinensis (Chinese tree shrew), 2795 nucleotides long. It is a transcript of the gene KLHL9, whose product is annotated as kelch like family member 9. Gene Ontology annotation, molecular function: cullin family protein binding; ubiquitin-protein transferase activity. The transcript has a single exon. Gene Ontology annotation, cellular component: Cul3-RING ubiquitin ligase complex. The record is from RefSeq and is a predicted model, not a curated record. Bases 356 to 2209 code for a protein of 617 amino acids. NCBI's taxonomy places the organism in Eukaryota, Metazoa, Chordata, Mammalia, Scandentia, Tupaiidae. Gene Ontology annotation, biological process: regulation of cytokinesis; protein ubiquitination.